Messenger RNA from Penicillium brasilianum, 954 nucleotides. The record is from the annotation of a GenBank genome assembly. Lineage: Eukaryota; Fungi; Ascomycota; Eurotiomycetes; Eurotiales; Aspergillaceae.
AUGGACACCAUGAAUUGGACUCCCAGCCUCAGCACUAUCGGCCUCGCAGCCCUGUCCUACGUCGCCUACAAACUCACCCGCCAAGUAACCGUCUACCUCCUCCCCAGCAAACUACCACGCUACAACCGCACCGGCAACAACUGGGCCCUCGUAACGGGUGCCACGGACGGAAUCGGCUUCGGCUUUUGCGAAGAGCUCUGUUCUCGCGGCUUCAACGUGAUCCUACACGGGCGCAACCCCGAGAAACUCGCCAAACGCGCGCAAGAACUCACCGCCGCCUUUCCAGACCGCAAGAUAGACACCAUCGUCCUGGACGUGGUCGGGGUAGACAAGGCCGUCGACAAUGUCGCGCAACACGUGCGCGAUAUCACUGGCAACAACGGCAGACUCGGCGUUUUGAUCAACAAUGUGGGCGGGGAGUUAAGACCGUCCGUGACACUUGAUACAUUGACAUUUUCCGAGGUCAACGAGACAAUUGACAAGAAUGCGCGGUUUAUGACGCAGAUCACGCGGGUGCUACUCCCACUGUUAUCAGAGGGGCCGGGUCGGACCGGACUUGUCAUGAAUGUUUCGUCUCUUUCUCAGUGGGGGCUGCCAUAUAUCAGUGUCUAUUCUGCGACAAAGGGAUUCGUGGACUCCUUUACGCGGGCGCUGGAAGCAGAAUGCAAUGCUGAGAAGCGCGGUGUGGAGGUGAUGGCUCUGCGGGUUGGUCAAGUCAAGACUGCCGGGUAUGAUAUUGAUAGUAAUCUGUUUGUUCCGUCGCCGCAACCCUUUGCCAAGGCUGCGUUAGACCGGGUUGGAUGUGGCGAGGUUAUUGUGUGGGCGUAUUUCUGGCAUUGGCUGCAAGGGAUAUCCUUUGAGAUUUUGCCGCGGUGGAUCUUGAUGCGUGCUACCGUUGCAAAGAUGCUGGAGAUCAAGAAAAAUGAGGAAGAGAAGGCGCUCAAGAGGCAAUGA